This is a messenger RNA of Cercospora beticola, 1123 nucleotides long. RefSeq names its product Rdi1p (gene RDI1). Gene Ontology annotation, biological process: Rho protein signal transduction. NCBI's taxonomy places the organism in Eukaryota, Fungi, Ascomycota, Dothideomycetes, Mycosphaerellales, Mycosphaerellaceae. Gene Ontology annotation, molecular function: Rho GDP-dissociation inhibitor activity; protein binding. The record is from RefSeq and is a predicted model, not a curated record. Gene Ontology annotation, cellular component: membrane; cytosol; cytoplasm.
GUUCACCGCACCAACAUCACUUCCCUCUCUUCUCCCCUCCACCACAACCCACAAUCCUUGCAUCGCAGCAGCAGGACCCACGCGACACCACUUUGACACCUCUACCUGACCUUCCAAAGGAAAUCGCCCAGCAUGUCGGCCACCAAGGAUGAUCUCGAGCCAGAGGCCACCGAGGGGUUCAAGGUGGGAGAGAAGAAGACUAUGGAUGAGUACCAACAGAUGGACCAAAACGACGAAUCCCUCCGCAAAUACAAAGAAUCUCUCGGUCUCGGAGGCGGCGAACGCAUCGGCGACCCCAACGACCCCCGCCAAGUCAUCAUCAAAUCCCUAGGACUAGAAGUCGAAGGCCGAUCCGAUAUCAUCAUCGACCUGACCAAACCUGGUGCCCUCGAGGAUCUGAAGAACCACCCCUUCACCAUCAAAGAAGGCGCUCAAUUCCGCAUGAAAGCUCGCUUCACCGUGCACCAUGAAAUUCUCAGCGGAUUGAAGUAUGUGCAAGUUGUUUCGAGGGGUCCCUUGAAGCAGAAGAUGCAGGAGAUGAUUGGCUCGUACUCUCCCAACACAACCGACAAGCCCGAAUACGAGAAGAAAUUCGAAACCGAUACCGCUCCCACUGGAAUGCUCGGCCGAGGUAAAUACAACGCAGUUUCGAAAUUCGUCGACGACGACAAGAAGACCCACUUGCAUUUCGAGUGGUCCUUUGAGGUGAAGAAGGAAUGGUAGGCGGCGCAUGUCUUUCUUCCUACUUUCGGUUACUUGGAGGGAAUCGGAGGCUUUCGCUGUGAUGAAUCACCACGAGUAGAGGAUGUCUGGAAUAGAGAGUUGAGGUCUUUAUCGCGUCCCUGGUCGAGCGCGACGAGCUGCGCAGAGUGAAAGUGGCAUGGAAAGCUUCGCGUGAGCAGCAGAUCUCACCAUCCUGCCUGAAUUGUUGAAAUCUCUGCACGGCCGCUUCCUGCAACGGAAUCGUCUGGUUUUCGCGCAGUAGGCAGGGCAAGAGUGCUGUCUAUCACUCGCGGAGAACUUCUCUCCCUCGCUUGCAGACAAGGAACGUAUCUGUCACGAACAACACGGAAACACAUAAAAACCAAAAUGGCAAAACAGCGGAAUGAUCUGACUUCAUCAA